UGGGUGAACUUGUCACAAAAUGCCAUCCGAACUCGAUGAUGAUCACAUUGCUCGAACCGUAUUGGUAUGCGACAUUCCAGUCAGCGCUGAAGAACAGACAGUGCGGGAUUUCUUCAGUAUAUGUGGCCGUUACACCGAGUUCCAACUUCCCAGGUCGGAGAAUGGACGAACAUGCCAGGCCGUCAUAUCUUUUGAAAACGAGGAAAGCGCUCGCAUGGCUCUAACGCUAUCGGGCAUGUUGAUAAAUGACAAGAAAAUAACUGUCCACUUGUUAUCGGAAGUACCGCCCGGUGGACUGGCCACUUCCCACUCAAGAUAUGCUGAACUUCUUGCGUCAGGAGUUCUGCGCGCCGAGCGAAUCGAUGAGAGAUUUGGGAUCACCGAUACUGCGUCCGGGAUCGCAACGAGGGUGCAGGGACUUGAUGAGCGGCUGGGUGUCACAUCCACAGCGCAGAAGGUGGCGGACCUUCUCAAAGUGAAAGAAUGCGUUGGCAUAGCUGUCAGUGCGGCAUCCAGCGUCGGUGGCAAGGCUCUCAAAACCUCGAUAGGGCAAAGAAUUCAUACAGCUUACGAGUCUGUGAAGGAAAACGUUAUAGAGAUUGCUGAGGAUACCAUGACGGUCUUGGAAGAGAAAAAGCGAUCGGAGGCAGUUCCAGCUAGGGAAAACCUGAAUGCGGAGGACAAAGGGAUAGCAGCACGCAGUUCAAGACAGUCUGCACUUGAUGAAUACCCCGAUCCAGAAUAGCCCGUGUAAACGUUCACAAAUAUGAAAAUAUGGUCCGGUAUCGCAAAACUUGUCUGAUACCUAGGUCGACGGAACACUGGCUCGUCGGGUAGUAGCGUCUACUUGGGCCAGGACACACUAUUCCGUUGAGCCGUGUGCC
Messenger RNA from Spizellomyces punctatus DAOM BR117, 884 nucleotides. RefSeq lists its product as uncharacterized. The transcript is spliced from 9 exons. Gene Ontology annotation, molecular function: RNA binding. The record is from RefSeq and is a predicted model, not a curated record. Bases 20 to 745 code for a protein of 241 amino acids. NCBI's taxonomy places the organism in Eukaryota, Fungi, Chytridiomycota, Chytridiomycetes, Spizellomycetales, Spizellomycetaceae.